Molecule: messenger RNA, 5329 nt
Organism: Chinchilla lanigera (long-tailed chinchilla)
Lineage: Eukaryota; Metazoa; Chordata; Mammalia; Rodentia; Chinchillidae
Gene: Srpk2
Product: SRSF protein kinase 2
Exons: 16
Coding region: 175-2364 (729 amino acids)
Biological process (GO): spliceosomal complex assembly; protein phosphorylation; regulation of mRNA processing
Molecular function (GO): ATP binding; protein kinase activity
Source: RefSeq, a predicted model, not a curated record
UCUCGCCCGGAUCAUUGGUUGUGCAAGCUGAGGCUGCGGCAGCCCCAUGGGGAGGUGCGGGCUGUGAGGCACGAGUCUCCGCAGCGCCCCCAGGACCGAGGACGGAGGCGUCCUUUCUCAGCCAUGUGAAGGAACCACCGGGUAACAGAUCUCCAGCCUCGGUCAAGCCCGCAGAUGGCUGCCGCUCCUGGGGACACCUCCACGAACCAGCUCACCUGUUCCCACAUUCCUGAGCCUCAGAGACCGCCGGAGCCUCAACAGAAAGCUCCUUUAGUUCCUCCUCCUCCACCUCCUCCUCCACCACCACCACCACUACCAGACCCCACUCCCCCGGAGCCAGAGGAGGAGAUCCUGGGAUCAGACGAUGAGGAACAGGAGGACCCUGCGGAUUACUGUAAAGGUGGCUAUCAUCCAGUGAAAAUUGGAGACCUCUUCAAUGGUCGAUACCAUGUCAUUAGAAAGCUAGGAUGGGGGCACUUCUCUACUGUCUGGCUGUGCUGGGAUAUGCAGGGGAAAAGAUUCGUUGCAAUGAAAGUUGUAAAAAGUGCCCAGCAUUACACAGAGACAGCCUUGGAUGAAAUAAAAUUGCUCAAAUGUGUUCGAGAAAGUGACCCCAGUGACCCAAACAAAGACAUGGUGGUCCAGCUCAUUGAUGACUUCAAGAUUUCGGGCAUGAAUGGAAUACACGUAUGCAUGGUCUUUGAAGUGCUUGGCCACCAUCUCCUGAAAUGGAUAAUCAAGUCAAAUUACCAGGGUCUCCCAGUACGUUGUGUGAAGAGUAUCAUUCGACAGGUCCUCCAAGGUUUAGAUUAUCUACAUAGUAAGUGCAAGAUUAUUCAUACUGAUAUAAAGCCGGAAAACAUCCUGAUGUGUGUGGAUGAUGCCUACGUGAGAAGAAUGGCAGCUGAGGCCACGGAGUGGCAGAAAGCAGGUGCUCCUCCUCCCUCGGGGUCUGCAGUGAGUACGGCUCCACAGCAAAAACCUAUAGGAAAAAUAUCUAAAAACAAGAAGAAGAAGCUGAAAAAGAAACAGAAGAGGCAGGCUGAAUUACUGGAAAAACGCCUGCAGGAGAUAGAAGAACUGGAGCGAGAAGCUGAAAGGAAAGUAAUAGAGGAAAACAUCAGCUCUGCUGUACCUUCCAAUGAGCAAGACGAUGAAUUCCGGCCGGAGGUGAAACUAAAAGCAGCAGGGUUAGAGGAGACUCCUGAGGAAGAGACUGCAAAGGACAACGGUGAAGCUGAAGACCAGGAAGAGAAAGAAGAUGCCGAGAAAGAAAACGUUGAGAAAGAUGAAGAUGAUGUCGAUCAGGAACUUGGGAACAUAGACCCUACAUGGAUCGAGUCACCCAAAACAAAUGGCCAUAUUGAGAAUGGCCCAUUCUUACUGGAACAGCAGCUGGAAGAUGAAGAGGACGAUGAGGACGACUGCCCAAACCCUGAGGAGUAUAACCUCGAUGAGCCAAAUGCAGAAAGCGAUUACACAUAUAGCAGCUCCUAUGAACAAUUCAAUGGUGAAUUGCCAAACGGACAACAUAAGAUUUCAGAGUCCCAGUUUCCAGAGUUUUCCACCUCCUUGUUCUCUGGGCCUUUAGAGUCUGUGGCCUGCGGCUCAGUGCUUUCCGAGGGAUCACCACUUACAGAGCAGGAGGAAAGCAGUCCAUCCCAUGACAGAAGCAGGACAGUUUCAGCCUCCAGUACUGGGGAUUUGCCAAAAACAAAAACCCGGGCGGCCGACUUGUUGGUGAACCCCCUGGAUCCUCGGAAUGCAGAUAAAAUUAGAGUAAAAAUUGCUGACCUGGGGAAUGCCUGCUGGGUGCAUAAACACUUCACCGAGGACAUCCAAACGCGUCAGUAUAGAUCCAUAGAGGUGUUGAUAGGAGCAGGCUACAGCACGCCUGCAGACAUUUGGAGCACGGCAUGCAUGGCAUUUGAGCUGGCAACUGGAGACUAUUUGUUUGAACCACAUUCCGGGGAAGACUAUUCCAGGGACGAAGACCACAUAGCCCACAUCAUAGAGCUGCUAGGCAGUAUCCCAAGGCACUUUGCUCUAUCUGGAAAAUAUUCUCGGGAAUUCUUCAAUCGCAGAGAUCACAUAGCAUUGAUCAUUGAACUUCUGGGGAAAGUCCCUCGAAAAUACGCUAUGUUGGGGAAAUAUUCCAAGGAGUUUUUCACCAGAAAAGGAGAACUGCGACACAUCACCAAGCUGAAGCCCUGGAGCCUGUUUGAUGUACUUGUGGAAAAGUAUGGCUGGCCACACGAAGAUGCCGCACAGUUCACGGAUUUCCUCAUCCCGAUGUUAGAAAUGGUUCCAGAAAAACGAGCCUCCGCUGGCGAAUGCCUUCGGCAUCCUUGGUUGAAUUCUUAGCAAAUCUACAAAUACACCAUUCUGAGCUAGCAAGUGUUUUCCAGUACAUUGGACCUAAACGGUGACUCUCAUUCUUUAACAGGAUUACAAGUGAGCUGGCUUCAUCCUCAGACCUUUAUUUUGCUUUGAGGUACUGUUGUUUGAUAUUUUGCUUUUUGUGCACUGUGAUCCUGGGGAAGGGUAGUCUUUUGUCUUCGGCUAAGUAGUUGACCAUUUUCUUCUGGAAAAAAUAACAUGUCUCUAAGCAUUGUUUCUUGUGUUGUGUGGCAUUCAAAUGUCAUUUUUAUUUUGAAUGAAAAAUUCUUUCCCCUUUGUGUUUUGGCAGGAUUUGUAACUAUUUAUGAAGAAAUAUUUUAGCUGAGUACUAUAUAAUUUACAAUCUUAAGAAAUUAUCAAGGUGGAACCAAGAAAUAGCAAGGAAAUGUACAAUUUUAUCUUCUGGCAAAGGGACAUCAUUCCUGUAUUAUAGUAUAUGUAAAUGCACCCUUGUAAAUGUUAAUUUCCAUUAAAUAUGGGAUGGGGACUCAAGUUUCAGAAAAGCUACCAAGUACUGAGCGCUCUUUAGCGGAGUUGCAUGUGGCGGACUCACUGCUCCAAGGGGUUAUGCAGACUCCAUUCCCUCGCAGUCCAUUCACAUUGGCUCUGGGUUGCCGGACAUCAUUCCCUGUACGGCACUUCAAAGGAAGGAGAUGUGCUUGUUCUAACAUCCAUUAUAAGUUAGCAGUCCCAUCUGUAUUUUUGCAUAUUUUAAAGAGUACUUUUAAAAAAAAAAGUGAUUUCCCCUUAAAAAUGUGAUGGCCUGGUACCAUGUGGUAUUGCCUCUUCCAAGCACUCUAAGUUAAAUGCAUAGGUUAAAUUGGACAAGAGAAACAUGUUCAGUGUGUGGAAUGACUUUUCCUAUAUAGCUAUAUAUAUACUUAAAUAGCUAUAUAGGAAAAGCAUGAUCAUGUUUAUCUAAAACACAAGGUACGGUAUAUACAGUUGCAGUUGCAGUGAGCAGAAUACUCCUCACAGCUCAAAGGUGACAGUGAUCGCAUCCAUUCCACAGGCAGCUUGAUGUGUGGCUACGUGAAUUUUACCAGCUUUCUUGUCUUUCCAUGAAUGAGAAAAUGAUUUUCCCUCUCUGGGUUGCACAUUGUUUUUGUUUAUGCAUUUCCUCAAAAUUAACUGUAGGAUCCAGGACACAAACCAUUAUUAGUAGGCAAUACAAUUUUAGAAUGUAAUAUAUAGAGGUAUAUAGCCUCUUUUAGAAGUCAAUGGAUUGAGUGUCUUUUUAUUUUAAAUUUUACAUUCUUUAAGGUGCCUCGUUUUUCUUGACUUUGUCCAUUAACAUUUAUCCACAUGCCUUUGCAAUAACUAGAUUGUGACAAGCUAACAAGUAUUGUAACAAUAAUCUAUUGUUUGAGGUGCUUGCAGUUGUCUUAAAAAUUAAAGUGUUUUGGUUUUUUCCCCCAGACAUUGCCGCCUUGGUCAUUGCCCUGUAUUUGAAGGGAUAGAAUCAACGUGCAUUUGCUGUAUGUGUAGUGUCACCAGAAGUAAAGGGAAUGCCAACACCCUUGUGGCAGCAAAUACAGUUGUAGAGUGUGAAUUGAGGCUUUUUGUAAGGAAAUCAUAUAUGUAUUGUUUUUUAAGGGCAGAAUGGAUUUAGGAAAGGUGUUAAUUCUAGAUUAAUUAUCUAGAAUUGCAGUGAUCCUUUUUUAUCCAUGCUUCAUCAAAAACCAUUCUAACUGCAAACUUUUUUUUUAAACACCAUUCAUUCUGAGGGAACAAGACACAUAAUCCUCCUAGGAAGUAGCAUUGUAUCACAUGUUGUUGUGAGGUAGAAUGUACCAUUCAAUUAUGAUAUGUGCAUGCUUUCUUUUCUAAUGAGGCUUAGGUCUCUGUGUCGAUUCUUUGACAGAAGUUGGUCGUAGACCAGUUAUGCUAUGAUUUCCGUAGGAAAUAUUCUUGCAAGAACUACAGAGUACAUUUAUAGCUCCCCUGUGUCUAGAAUUAUCAGAAUGAUAGUACGCUUGGUUGAAAUUUAUCUUAAGUUUUAGUUCAUGUUGGAAAAGAAACUCUUCAUUUUUAAGUAGCAUCUCUCUGCUAAAAUAGCCUGACUAGUUUACAUUGUAGAACCAGUUGCUGUAGAAGGAAUAUACAUUUGUGCUAGGUACCGUGUGGCUUUUAGCAGAUUCUUGGCGGCUUGUUGAUAAAGAAUGCAUCAGGCUAAAGGAGAACCAGCUGGUUAUGCUAAACAUGAGUCCGCUCACUGAUUUGAGUGUGGGUCCUCUCUUUCCUCCAUUAAAUCUUCAUAGAAAAUGAUGGUAGCAGAUCUAGAAGGUGGCUGGCUGGAAAUCGGCAGGCGGAACUGCGCAAAGGCAGAGGAAAGGCAGCUAGUAAGAGCCGCGGAGGCGCACACACACCUGAUUUAAAUCAGAGAAAACUGAUUUGCUGCUUCCUUCUUUUUUACCUGGACCAGAUGUAACUUAUUAGCAGGGUAAAGUAAGGAAACUUUCCAUGGGAACAGAGAGCUUGUUUCUUUUUAUAGUUCCACUUUUUCUCCCCCUUUUUGGGAUGAAUGUUUGGUAGAGGACAAUAUUUAAGGAUUGUCUUUCAUCAUAGCAUUAUUUAAUAUUCUGCAGUUUGCACAUGAGCUUCUGUAUGCAUUAAUUCUAUAGCAGGCCAUUCUGAAGCACUGAGCAGUUAAGAAUGCUCAGGAGGGUCCUUUUAAAGAGGUGAAUAUUGGUAUUUUAUGUUAAGAAACUAUCAGGUGAUGGAUGAUGUAAAGCCAUUUUUUCUCAAAUGUUUCUUUGUGAAUGCCAUAAGUAGAAUUUUGCUUCACAAGUCAAGGAUGGCAAAGUUGACUUAUGUUCUAAAACCUGAAGCUGAUUAGGAUUGAACCCUAAGUGUGCUGUAUUAAUGCACAACUAUAAGCUAAUUUUCAAAAGGAAAUGAAAAUUAAAAUCAUAAAACAUGACUUAAA